CAUGCAAAAAAGAUUAUCAGUCUCUGUUAGAUCCACAUAAAGUGCGACGGUUUCUCCAUUUAUUUGUCUUUGUCCUUUCGUAAUCAGAAACCAAAAGACUUGAAGUUUUCAAGAAGUUUUCUGUCAAACGUGGAAAGUUUUCAUACACCACAAAAUCCAAUCAACCUGCUGGAUAAAGUUUCUUCUUACAUAUAAUAAUAUAAUAAUAAUAAUAGCAAUGGAAUCUAGCAAGGUCUGCCUUAUCUUGGUCAUCGGGAGCUUAUUCGGGCUGAUCUCGGAUGUUGACUGCGAGGCUUACGAAGAAUCAAGGAGCACCCGAAGUGCUAAAAAAGAUGACAAUGAGGGAUAUGGGUCUGGUUCCGCCAAUUACAAUUUCCAGUACGCCGUGGCCGACGGAGGAAACGACUUUGGUCACGAAGAAGAAAGGAACGGACUUACCACCAAAGGUCAAUAUCGCGUUCUUCUUCCCGACGGGCGAAUGCAGGUCGUGACCUAUUCUGCCAACGAGGAAGGUUACCGUGCUGUGGUAUCAUACGAAGGUGGAGGUUCUGAGGGUGGUGCUGGAACUGGUGGUUAUUCUUCGCCAAAUCCUGUACCUUCAAUUCCAUACGGUCCUCCGGAAAAAUUAUCCGACGCUGCUUCGUCCGCCACAACUUCUAGUCAAGCGUAUAGUGCUCCAACUACGACGUCCUCGUCCACUUCGAAUUCUGGAUCACCACGUUCAUCGUUUGGGCGUAGGAAUUCCGCCUCCUUUGUCAAACUCAGGCGGAAUAUCAAGGGUCAACCUCAUAACUAUAAUUACACAUUCUAAUAAUAUCCCCCAUAUUAUCUCUAAUUAGAGUGUAUGCAAGUAUUACACAAUCCGUCAAAUUUAUCCCGUUAUCGUUCCAUCAAAGUAGCUUAAAGUAGUAUCAAGAAAUAUCUGAACCAUCAAAGCAAUAAAAAAAUCAGCCUAA
Messenger RNA from Folsomia candida, 956 nucleotides. RefSeq names its product sericin 1. The record is from RefSeq and is a predicted model, not a curated record. NCBI's taxonomy places the organism in Eukaryota, Metazoa, Arthropoda, Collembola, Entomobryomorpha, Isotomidae. The transcript has 3 exons. The coding region runs from base 218 to 811 and encodes 197 amino acids. Gene Ontology annotation, cellular component: extracellular matrix.